Messenger RNA from Oncorhynchus mykiss (rainbow trout), 4212 nucleotides. RefSeq names its product gamma-aminobutyric acid receptor subunit alpha-2. Lineage: Eukaryota; Metazoa; Chordata; Actinopteri; Salmoniformes; Salmonidae. Gene Ontology annotation, molecular function: GABA-A receptor activity; extracellular ligand-gated monoatomic ion channel activity. Gene Ontology annotation, cellular component: membrane. Gene Ontology annotation, biological process: monoatomic ion transmembrane transport; chloride transport; gamma-aminobutyric acid signaling pathway. The record is from RefSeq and is a predicted model, not a curated record.
GGUGGUGGUGUGCUUUGUGUUGCAGAGAAAGAGCUUUUCCAGAACCCUCAAACAUAAAUUUGUCCCUGGAAAUCACAUCUGGGAUUUAUUCUGGUGGUCAAAUGGUGGAGGCUAUCUCUAGGACCUAGUAUUUCUGCCUCGCUCGUUUUCCUCACUUUUCUCCGUGGCUCGAGCCACGCGGAAUUGGGCGCGCGGGUGCUUCCGUUACAGGUGAAAGGCGGGAGCCAAUAUCGAAUAUAAUUGUGAACCACGGCACUUGGAUACAGAUGGACAGAGCUACAUUCGGUAUUUUGGAUUUUUCAGGGUUUGGAAUACAAUCAACAUUUUUACGCGCACUCCGAGUACAUUGCCAAAUCUCCGUGGUGUAAUUUAGAUAAUGCACAGUGCUCUUGGGCGCAACUUUACAGCUGAGUUCUCAGAAAGAAAAUCAAAGGGGGGAUACCUUGCGCUAGUCAGGUUGCCUAGCUGUCAAUCGCCUCAUUGUUUUUCUGCGUCUAAGUGACAGUUGCCUUGAAGGUUUGGAUUUCAGCAAUGAGCAAGCGGUUGGAUUUAUCACAUUAUCUAGCGGUGUUCUUCUCGAUGAUGGUACUGUGGCAGUCAAGAUCAAGAGUGGAAUCAUCGGCAUAUGCUUCAGAAGCCUUCAAAAACAAUAUCACUCUGUUCACCCGGAUCUUGGACAGCCUUCUGGAUGGCUAUGACAACCGAUUACGACCUGGACUUGGCGAUCGGGUGACAGAGGUGAAGACUGAUAUUUAUGUCACAAGUUUUGGUCCAGUGUCAGACACAGACAUGGAAUACACUGUGGACGUGUUCUUCCGUCAGAGCUGGAUUGACGAGCGGCUGAAGUUCAAUGGGCCAAUGAAUAUCCUGCGGCUGAACAACCUGAUGGCCAGUAAGAUCUGGACGCCAGAUACCUUCUUCCACAAUGGGAAGAAAUCUGUCGCUCACAACAUGACCAUGCCCAACAAACUGCUCCGGAUCAUGGAGGAUGGAACACUGUUGUACACUAUGAGGUUAACGGUCCAGGCGGAAUGUCCCAUGCACCUCGAAGACUUCCCUAUGGAUUCCCACUCCUGUCCACUGAAGUUUGGCAGCUAUGCUUACACAAUGGCUGAAGUGACGUACAUUUGGACUCGAAAUGCAUCAGCGUCAGUGGAGGUAGCAGGAGAUGGAUCCAGACUGAACCAGUAUCACCUUCAGGGCCAAACUGUCGGGACAGAGACCAUUAAAUCAAGCACAGGUGAGUACACCGUCAUGACAGCCCACUUCCACCUGAAGAGGAAGAUUGGCUACUUUGUGAUCCAGACUUACCUGCCCUGCAUCAUGACCGUCAUCCUCUCCCAGGUCUCCUUCUGGCUCAACCGAGAGUCUGUACCCGCCAGAACUGUCUUUGGUGUGACCACUGUGCUCACUAUGACGACUCUCAGUAUCAGUGCCCGUAACUCUCUGCCGAAGGUGGCCUACGCCACGGCCAUGGAUUGGUUCAUCGCAGUAUGCUACGCCUUUGUGUUCUCUGCCCUCAUCGAGUUUGCUACAGUCAACUACUUCACUAAAAGAGGCUGGGCCUGGGACGGCAAAAGUGUGGUCAACGUCAAGAAGAAGGAGGCAUCCGUCACGAAGAAGAACAAUGCCUACGCUGUUGCCGUGGCAAACUACGCUCCAAACAUCAUCAAGGACCAAGGCGGUAUGCCCACCAUCUCCAAGAGUGCCACCUCUGACCCCAACAAGGCCAAGCCAGAGGUCAAGCCCGAGCAGAACAAGAAGACCUUCAACAGCGUCAGCAAAAUCGACCGUAUGUCCCGGAUUAUGUUCCCUGUGCUCUUCAGUGGUUUUAACCUGGUCUACUGGGCCACCUACCUGAACAGAGAACCAGUCAUAAAGGACAUGGUCCCGUCCAAAUGAAUACAAAAUAUUCACUUUGCAAGGUGACAGGAUUCACUUUACACAGCUGACCCAGGACUGAUGAUCUGUGUGCUUUUAUGUGUGUGAGUUUGGUUACAUGGAGCCGUGGCAUGCACUGGAGUCAAUAUGGUUGCUUUCUUUUGUAGGCGCAUUCAUUACGAGGAGAUACCCAGGUAAAUGAUUACUAACUUCUAGUUGAAUUGUAAUUUGUUUGAGAGAUUAUACUUGUAAAGAGGUUAACAUUUAACGAUUGUUUGUUUAUAGUGAUGUAAGGAUCUUAUCGUUACAUAAAUAAAGAAACCACUGGUGCUUUCUCUAACUUAUAUUUGAACCUCCAAGAAACCAACUGCCAUAAUUAAUUCAACACAAAAAAAUAGUUACCAACUCCUAGUUAUAACCCUGUAUUGAAGACUCCAGUAUAAGAAAGCACAGACAACAAUUUCCUGUUUUUGUUCCAUUAUUAACCUAUAUCAUGCUCUUCAUAUCUUACGAUUUAAUCGGAUCAAAUUCAUAAGUUGGAAUUAAAGACCGUACAGUCAUGUUGCACCAUUUUUUCAAUCACACAGUGAACACAGAUCUACACAAAUGAGUGUUGAUCCUGCAGGUUCCGGCAGUACACAGCUAGACUCACCAUAAGUUCAGGGAUGGAUGAAGGAUCACUUCCUAUCGUAGACUCAAAGACACUGUGACAGAGGACAGUGAAUAGACAGUGUGAGUAAGGUUUGCAGGAAUGUACUGUAUGCCAAUAUUUAAUAUCACUUAUCUAUCAUAGAGUUAUGACUCAAGUAUGUGAUUUCCUGUUGUCACCAUUUUAUAUGCAAUGUAGCUUUUUUUCUCUGAUGCAGAUCAAAGGACCCAGAUGCAUACAGUGGAGUUGGAAAUGAUUGACACCAUUGAUAAAGAGGAGAAAAAACAACUAUAAAAUAAAUCAUUUAAAAAUUGAGCUAUAUUGUAUGCAUGUUAUAUGCUUAAAUGGCCCCCAGGACAAGCAAAGAUCCACCACCAUAUUUUACAGUAGGUAUGGGGCCAAAGAGCUCUAUUUUCAUGUCAUCUGACCAAAGCACUGGUUCCAAUCCAAGUGCCAAUGCCAUUUAGCGAACUCCAGGCAUUUACAUGCAUUUGGGGGGACAUUUUUCUGUGUCUUAUAUUUCCACUCUAUGAGGUUGGAGUAAUACUGGGAAAUUGAGAAAAUUAUGAUAAUGUCCUUUUAGUGUAUGAGCUGUUUCAAAAGGUCACCUAAAAUUUCUGACAGUUUUUGUGGGAUGGAGUUUUGGCCUUCCAUGGUGACAUCACCAUACGGUAAAUGUGUGAAUAGAUCAGUAAGAAAUAGAGUUCCAAACCUCUCUGCUAAUAACAUUUCAAUUUCCGUUUUUCCCUUCCCACUCAGACCACUCCCAGACCGUCCAUUCAAAAUUCUUAGUUGAGAAAUUGUUCUUUGCUAAGAAGCUAUUUUUGUUUAUUUUUGGCCAUUUAAAUGUUUUUUAAUCACAGUAAGGUACUUAAUUGUUCCCCAGACAUUUUAGUAAAAACCUGGUUGCCUCUGCCAGGAGGCUGAAACUUGGCCGCAAGUGGAUGAUAACCAAGACAAUAAGCACAAACCAAAUCCACAAAUAAAUUGUUAAUUGGCCACAAAGACAUUAUUUUGCAAUGACUAUUUCAGUCUCCUGACUUGAAACCCAUUGAGAUUCUGUGGUUUGAAUUGAAGAGGGCAGUCCAUAAGUGUCGAUGAAGGAUAUCAAGGAUCUGGAAAGAUUCUGUAUGGAGGAAUCUAAGUCUCAGUGCCGUUAUCCUCCCAAGGUGAGGUAUUGAAAGGUUUUGAAAACAGGGGUGUCAAUAAUUUUGACCCUUACCUUUUUGAGAGAAAAACAGUUAUAUCAGUUGUUAACCAAAAUCUGUUUCUCUGAUUAAUUGUAAAUAAAUGAAUAAGAUUACCAAUUUUUUUUGCAUACAACAUAGCUCAAUAUUUGAAUUAUUAUUUUAUACCGGCAUUCAUCGUUAUCAAGGGUGUCAAUCAUUUUGGACCAAACUGUAAGUGCUUCUAAUGUAGUCAUAUCAAGUCCAACAGGUAACACUUUGUUUAAAGGUCUGCUUAUAAACUGCUUAUAAACAGUAUUACAUAAAUUGUUAACAUUGAAGCUAAUGCACAAUAUAAAGCUGUUAUUCAUUAUGUAUAUAUGAUUACAUGUCCUCAUAAUAAAUGGUUCCUGAAUUGUAUAAUUAGUUCAUAAAUAGUUAAUAAGCAUGCUUAAAAUACAAAUUGUAAUAAAAGUUCACAAAUCAGUUCAUAUGGACAAGGUUGUCUCUGUUCGU